CUUCCUGUCAAGUCCUAGGGCCCGCAACCGCCAAAAAGGACCGAACAUAGUCAGACAUGGAUGUGACAGAGAAAGCGAAAACAGGUAUCCGCAGGUUUGUGUGUGAUCAACUGCGUGAUGAGCCAGACCUCAGCACACUAACCUUAAGAAUAUUGAAAAAGCGAUACCUGGAACGUGCGCAAUGUGACUCAUUAAGUCCAGAGGUCAAACUUUUCAUAAAGCGGGUGGUUGAAGAGGAACUAAUCAAAAUGCAGGAAAAUGAUGAAAACGAUAGUGAGCUGGAAACCAAGAAGUCCCAAAACAAAAGGAAGAGAGAUGCUGAAAAUGAUGAGGUGUUGAGUGGGGGGGAAGACGAAGAUGUAUCCAAAGCAAAAAAGCCCCGUCGUCGAUCGAGCCCAUCCUCGGAAUCAGAGGUAAAAAAGGACUGCAAAACAGAAAGUGAUGACAGUGAGGAGGAAGAGAAAGUGAAAUCUGAAUCUGAGGAUGAAAAGAAAGAGGUAAAGAAAUCCCAGCGCACCACGAACGGGAAGAGUAAACCGCAGAUAAGCAGUGAGGAAUCAUCUGAUGAAGAAAUGAAUGAGUCAGAAAACAAAGGCAAAGAGAGUAGCUGUGAGGACAGUCCAAAAGAAAAGGCGAUAAAGAAAAUGGAUGCGACAAAGAAUGGAGAGCCGGGAAGCAGCGAUGCAAGCAAAGGAAAGAAAACACCUCAGAGUGAUGAGGAGGAUAAACCUGACACAGAGAGCGAGUCAGAAGAAAGUGAACAAAGGAAAGACAAAGACCCCUCAGAUGACAGUGGAAAAGAAGAAAAAGUCUUGGUGGAAAAGAAAAACAACGACUCUGACUCGUCACUCACCUCAUUGGACGAGGAACAGAAUAAUGGAAAAGAAAAUACAACAGCUGGUAAAAAGAAGAAAGCCACGAAAAAAGUGGAGAAAAAAGAGAAGAGCGCCAGCGGUCAAAAGAUGGACGAUACAUCCAUUGUGAGGCUCAAGCGCUACAUUACACUCUGUGGCAUGAGGCUGAAUUACAAGCAGGUGCUCCAGGACUGUCACUCGGUCAACACCCAGGUGGCUGUCCUGAAGAAGCAGCUGAAAGAUCUUGGUGUUGAUGGUCAGCCAUCUAUUAAGAAAUGCAGAAAAAUCAAAAGGAAAAGAGAGGAAACUCAGGAACUAGCUGAUCUCGAUGUCAGCAACAUCAUUGCCACAGAAGGUCGACCUAAGCGCAGAGGAACCUCUGCAUGGAAGGAACGGCAGGACUCUCCAUCCUCCACAUAUCUGCGCACUGUGAACUCCGGCUCUGAUAGUGAUGAAGAAAACAAACCAAACAGAGGGCGAAAGAGACUCUGGGCCAACCUGCAGGGGAUCAUCAGUGACGAUGCAGACAGCAACUGACUGGGACACUAGUGUUCUUAGAUAUGGAUAUUUAUCUUUUGUUAUGUUUUUUUUAAAAGUUGGUUCUACGCAUAUUUUUGAUACUAUUACAAAUGUAUUUCUGAAACCUUUUGCAAAAAGAUAGUUUGUUCAAAUCAACACAUAACGUUACAUGUCUUGUUGUUAUACUAUGUUAAAUGUAAUUCUAUGCUAUAUUUCUAAUAAAGUUGUUGUGCUUUGAUCAAAUAAUUAUUUAAAUUUUAA
Messenger RNA from Notothenia coriiceps (black rockcod), 1634 nucleotides. It is a transcript of the gene hirip3, whose product is annotated as HIRA interacting protein 3. NCBI's taxonomy places the organism in Eukaryota, Metazoa, Chordata, Actinopteri, Perciformes, Nototheniidae. Gene Ontology annotation, cellular component: nucleus. The coding region runs from base 57 to 1391 and encodes 444 amino acids. The transcript is spliced from 8 exons. The record is from RefSeq and is a predicted model, not a curated record.